Messenger RNA from Phyllotreta striolata, 1523 nucleotides. The record is from the annotation of a GenBank genome assembly. NCBI's taxonomy places the organism in Eukaryota, Metazoa, Arthropoda, Insecta, Coleoptera, Chrysomelidae.
GAUUAUUUCAACAAACGCGUAUCUAUUCAAAUAAAAUCAACUCACCCCGUGACACAAAAUAGGCAUUAAUAUGGAGGUAACAUUGUUGAAAAAUUUCAAUUCUAUUGUAGAAAAUAUUACCAAAGAAAAAGUAGAUAACUUCGAUGUGGUAAUCGCGAAUAAUGAAAAAUCCGAUGAUGGAUUCGUGGGGAAGAUACACUUUGUGACUUUAAAAAGCAAGAAGAACAACCUGAAAUACGAUUUAGUUUUUAAGCAUGCUGUUGUUGAUAAAUCGAACGAAGCAAGCGAUUUUAUAUCAACCUGCUUCUUCAACGAAGUCCACUUUUACCAGAAAAUUUGGCCAGAGUUACGACAUUUCCAGGCUCUUCAUCCAAAAGUCGGUACCAACAAGAACAUUCCUAAAUAUUUCACCAGCUCGUUAGAGGAGGAAAAUAAGAUUGUGGUAUUGGAAAACCUGAAACUUGCAAAUUACGAAUGUCAUCCUGCUAAUAUUCUGCUGGAUUUCCGUACCUACGAAAAUAUUUUUAGAGUUUAUGGUAAAUUUCACGCGAUAUCAUUCGCAUUCAAACAAAAAAACCCGGAAAAAUUCGCGGAAAUCUGCAGACCGUUGAAAUAUAACUGGAACUUCCUAAAUGAAAACGAAACGGUUUUAAAGGAAGUCGUUAAACUAUUCGAGAAAUUAGAGAUGUAUUUGAAAGAGGAAAACGAUGAAAUCUUGUUAAAAUAUCGAAAGUCCUAUCUCGACAAUCGCGUCGCCCUUUUUAAGGACUGUAUCCAAUAUAAAGGAACUUCAAUUAUUCUACACGGUGAUUGUUGGAGCAAUAACAUAAUGUUUAAAUAUAACCGAGCGCGAGAAAUCGAGGAAAUCAAAUUGAUCGAUUUUCAAAUGAGCUCCACUGGAUCGCCAGUUCUUGACCUAAGCUACUCCCUCUACUCCGGAGCAGGAAAAGAUACUUUGAAUAAUUUAGAUAAAUUAUUGAAAAUUUACCACAGCACACUCAGCGAAGAGCUUCGAUUGUACGAUUGCGACCCGCAGGAGAUUUACUCAUACGAAACUUUGAUGGAAGAAUGGAAGAAAUUGAGCCGUUUCGGCUUUAUUUUAGGCACCGUAAUUUUCAGCAGCAAAUUCACUGACGUAGCGCAAAAAGUAAAAGUCGAUGAAUUCGUUAAUACCCCGAGCAACGAAAUACUAACUACUUUCAACGAGGAAAAAUUCAAAGAAGUAAUAUUAGAUUUAGUGAGACACAUGCACGAAAAUAAUUUUUUGUAAACUAUUUAAUUGUAAACAGUACGGGUAAGUACGUGAACGUAUAUAAAGCCGUUUGAGUAAGAUAAGGCGCUUUUUACGUAACUGUUUCUCCAUAAAACAAAGUAAAAAGCAGUCGACAACGGAGACCGCAGUAGUAUUUUCGAAUUCAUCUCUCGGAUCGCUCGCUCGCCGCGGCAUUCGUGGAUAUUCCGUGUAUAGAAGACAGUCAACAGUAAAAUGACCAUCCGAGAACGAUCCAGCCCCAAGUUAAAUC